AUGUGUAAGGUGUUUCCCUCAAGUCUUGGUUCCACAGCUUUGAGAUGGUUUAAUGGAUUCCGAAAAGGUUCCAUUCACAGUUUUGCUGAGUUGAUCCAAGAGUUUGGCACUCGAGUCGUAACGUGCAGCCAGGUGCCACAACCAGUGGAUGCACUGCUAUCCAUAAAGAUGAGGGUCGGUGAAACCCUUCGGAGUUAUGCCAGUCAGUAUUGGGAGCUAUACAAUGAAAUCAGUGGGGGUAAUGAGAAGAUUGUAACAAGCACUUUCAGGAUGGGGCUGCUCGAGGACUCUGAACUAUGGGAGUCAUUGACGAAAAGACCUCUCGAGGAUAUGAGGAAACUUAUGAGGCGUAUUGAGGAGUAUAAACGUCUCGAGGAUGAUCAGCUGCAGAAUAAGGGUAAGGCCCCAUUAUUGAAUAGCUCCCGACAGAGCGUUUUUCCCAUGAGACCGAGGAAGGAUUUCAGGAUGCAGGAACCAGAAGCAUAA
This is a messenger RNA of Quercus lobata, 486 nucleotides long. RefSeq lists its product as uncharacterized. NCBI's taxonomy places the organism in Eukaryota, Viridiplantae, Streptophyta, Magnoliopsida, Fagales, Fagaceae. The record is from RefSeq and is a predicted model, not a curated record. Bases 1 to 486 code for a protein of 161 amino acids. The transcript has a single exon.